This is a messenger RNA of Caenorhabditis elegans, 807 nucleotides long. RefSeq lists its product as uncharacterized. Lineage: Eukaryota; Metazoa; Nematoda; Chromadorea; Rhabditida; Rhabditidae. The record is from RefSeq and is marked reviewed. The coding region runs from base 1 to 513 and encodes 170 amino acids. The transcript has 4 exons.
AUGAACUCAAUGGAAAAUAUGGAAAAUUCAUCUAUUGCAAAUUUCAAUAAUCGUAAAUCUAGCAAUAACAACCAGGAAAAUGCUGUUAAUCAGAUGGUAGUGAAAAAACCUAUCAAGAGAAAAACCGCCUUGCCAUUGCAAGUUCCCGCAAAAAAGUUCAAAGAAGUUGUAGUUGUCGAGCAGCCGUCUCCGCCUAAACCAACCCCAUCAGCUUCAACAAUGGGAAUUGAUAUACCGAUGGAUCCAGACUAUAGCCGUUUGCCAAAAGACUUUGAACUGGGAAACUUGGCCAGAGAGAAAUUUGCAGGCAUCGUAAAGGCUGACCUAUCCGACCGAUAUGAAAUUCAAAUCUACUGCCGGCUCUUCGAACACUUCUCCUACUACCCAAUCUACAAAUUCGAUGAGGACGUCUGGAUUGCUGCUCACGACCACGCCGUAAAAGAAGUGAUCCGCUUCCGCACACCGCCUUCAGUUUUGAUGCAAGAAGCUCGGCGUCGUAGAAAGAGAAAUUGAACGUGAUGAACGUCACCUGUGUAAAUGAACAUUUUCUGUACAAAUUGUGUUUUUUCCAUAUUAUUAUUUUUGCCGUGUCUUUUAUUAAUAUCUGGGAAUUUACUAUUACCCAACAUUCCUGUCGCAAUGCCCACAACUUGAUUUCUUGUCCGAUUUUGAAUACCAACUUAUUCAUUUAUGAGCUUUUUAUGUGUCUUUAUUUGAGAUUUUACUUUGCUUGUUUUUGAUGUACAUUUGAAAGACUUCACUAUUUGUUUCUCUCCCCCCGCAAAAAUGAAAAAAGUUCAAUUAAAU